Messenger RNA from Adineta ricciae, 2556 nucleotides. The record is from the annotation of a GenBank genome assembly. Lineage: Eukaryota; Metazoa; Rotifera; Eurotatoria; Adinetida; Adinetidae.
AUGAGUAUAGCAAGUCCCAAACUCGCACCUGUCGUUCUUACCACUAACAACAAUGGCACGAAAAAUCAAUCGAACACAUCUCCAACGUCGAUGAAAAAAGACUUCAAUCAUCAUCAUACUAACAACAACAAUUCAACACGAACGUCAAAUGGCAAUGGUUCAAAAUCGAAUCAUAGCCAUAAGAAAGAUUCCAAUCAUGAUUCGCCAACGAAACGAAAAAGUCGGGUUAUACACAGUAGUGAAGAAUCCGACGAUGAUGAUAAACCAUUAGCGAAAAAAGCAGCGGCGGUAAUGAAUGGUCAGCAUUCUACGCCAUCUCUGCAUGCUAAGAAAGAUUCCACGCCAGUUUUCACUAUGAUUAAACCAGAAUCCACACCGGCAACGGAUUCUCCGAGAACGUCUAUUGUUAAGAAAGAAGCAACGACACCAAUGGUGAAGAAAGAACCGAAAGUAGAGACAACACCAGUUACUGUGAAACAAGAACCAACACCGCCGAAGAGAAAGAAUGCGAUUGUAGAUGAUGAUGAUGAUGAUGAUCUUCCAUUGGCGAAGAAAGCGAAAAAUCAAGCAGCUGCUAAACGUAAAUCGCAUUCCACGACGCCAGUAGUUGUGAAAAAAGAGAAGAAAUCAGAUAUUAAACCUUCUCCUUCGAACAAGAAACUUUCCAAAUCAGCAUCAACAACAAAUGUUAAAAAAGAAAAAGUCACGCCAACAUCAUCACCCACUAAAGAAACAACUAGCAAACGGAAAAAGAAAGAAGAGGAAGAAGAUGUAUGGCGAUGGUGGGAAGAAGAAAAGUACACCGAUGGGCGCAAAUGGACAACUCUUGAACAUCGUGGACCAUUAUUUCCACCUCCCUACGAAUCAUUACCACACAAUGUGAAGUUCUUCUAUAACGGUGCCGAAGUGAAAUUGAAAGAUCCCGCUGAAGAAAUCAUGACGUUUUAUGCUCGUAUGCUCGAUCAUGACUAUACGUCGAAGGAAGUUUUUAAUACGAAUUUUAUGGCUGAUUGGCGUAAAUCAAUGACUCAGGCGGAACGAGAACUGAUCAAAGAUGUCCGCAAAUGUGAUUUCACCCAAGUUGCAAGUUAUUUCAAAGACCAAACCGAGCAACGGAAAGCAAUGAGUAAAGAAGACAAGAAGAAAUUGAAAGAUGAAAAUGAGAAAAUACGUAAGGAAUAUGGUUAUUGUAUGUGGGACAAACAUCGACAACCCGUCGGAAACUAUAAAAUUGAACCACCUGGCCUCUUUCGUGGUCGAGGUGAACAUCCGAAAAUGGGUUGUGUGAAAAAACGUAUUCGACCCGAAGAUAUUAUCAUUAACAUUGGCCGCGAAGCACAAAUACCUAAGCCGCCUGAAGGACAUCAUUGGAAAGAAGUUCGACAUGAUAACAAAGUUUCAUGGUUGGUUAUGUGGACCGAAAAUAUCCGAGGAAAUAAUAAAUAUAUCAUGUUGAAUGCUUCGUCACGUGUCAAAGGUGAACGAGAUUGGCAAAAGUACGAAAAAGCUCGAAAACUUCAUCGAGUUAUUGAUACAAUACGUGAAAAUUAUCAAAUCGAUUGGAAAAGUAAAGAAAUGCGUAUACGACAGCGUGCAGUUGCACUUUAUUUUAUUGACAAACUUGCACUUCGUGUUGGCAACGAGAAAGAUGAAGACGAAGCAGAUACAGUCGGUUGUUGUUCGCUGCGAAUUGAACAUAUAAAAUUAUUCGAUAAAAUCGACGGAAUCGGAGAGAAUGUUGUCGAGUUUGAUUUUCUCGGCAAAGAUAGUAUCAGAUACACCAACAAAGUUUGUGUUGAACCACGUGUAUAUAAAAAUUUGAAAUUGUUCAUGGAGAACAAAGACGAUAACGAUGAAUUAUUUGAUCGUCUUCAAACGUCAAGUCUUAAUCAAUAUUUAAGUGAAUUAAUGGAAGGUUUAACAGCUAAAGUCUUUCGAACGUAUAACGCUUCGAAAACCUUACAAGAUGAACUGGAUUCCCUUACAGAACCUAAAGCAUCUGUACCGGAGAAGAUUCUUGCUUACAAUCGUGCUAAUCGUCAAGUCGCAUUACUUUGUAAUCAUCAACGUUCCGUUCCGAAGACGUUCGAAAAGAGCAUGGAGACUCUCAAAGCGAAAAUCGAUGCGAAGAAAGCGGAAAUUGAGGAACAAAAUGGUGAAUUUAAGAAAGCAAAGACGGAAUACAAAAAUACGAAAAGUCAGGCCUCGCAGAAGAAAAUGGAACAAGCGGAAAAGAAAGUUCAACGAUCAGAAGAAGCGCUGAAGAAGCUUGAAGUUCAAGCACUCGAUCGAGAAGAAAAUAAAGAUAUUGCUCUUGGGACAUCUAAAUUAAACUAUCUUGAUCCUCGAAUUAGCAUUGCAUGGUGUAAAAAAUGGGAUGUUCCAAUCGAAAAGAUCUAUUCAAAAACUCAACGUGACAAGUUUCGUUGGGCAAUCGAUAUGGCUACAGCUGAAUAUCAUUUCUAUAACUACGAAGGUGAAAUUGUUUUACGUAACGUCGAUGAAACUAAUAACGAAGAAGACGAUGAAGACCAACAGAAUUCAGAUGAUGAAUGA